AUGCGUCAAAAGAGAGCUAAGUCAUAUAGAAAACAACUUCUUGUUUACAGUCACACAUUUAAGUUCCGUGAGCCGUAUCAGGUUUUAGUUGAUAAUCAACUUGUUUUGGAAUGCAAUGGAUCUAAUUUUAAUCUACCGAGUGGGUUGAAAAGAACCUUGCAAGCAGAUGUAAAGGUUAUGAUCACACAGUGUUGUAUACAAGCGUUAUACGAAACUAGAAAUGAAGGCGCAAUUGAUUUGGCAAAACAAUUUGAAAGACGUCGUUGUAAUCACUCUUUCAAAGAUCCAAAAUCGCCCGCAGAUUGUAUCGAAAGCGUUGUUGACAUCAAUGGUGCAAAUAAACAUAGAUAUGUGGUUGCUUCCCAGGACAUAGGUUUGAGAAGGAAGCUGAGGAAUGUCCCAGGUGUUCCGUUAAUCCAUUUAACCAGGUCCGUUAUGGUUAUGGAACCACUUAGUACGGCAAGUGCUAAGGCAAGCAAGAUGACCGAAGAACGAAAAUUGUAUAAAGGUCUCAAUGACCCUAAUGUUGAUAAAGUUCAAGAAAUUAGUGAGGGAUCAGGCAAGGAAUCCGUCACCAAAAAAAGAAAAUUUGGCCCAAAGGCUCCUAAUCCUUUAAGUGUAAAGAAGAAGAAGAAGGCUUACUCAACAAGUGAUGAAGCAAGAGGCAAAGAAGAUACUUCUAAGGAAAAGAAAAGAAGAAGAAGAAAACAUGGAAGCCACACCAACUCUAUCACAAACAGGACAACAGCCGCCUAA
Messenger RNA from Saccharomyces mikatae IFO 1815, 756 nucleotides. It is a transcript of the gene UTP23, whose product is annotated as rRNA-binding ribosome biosynthesis protein UTP23. The record is from RefSeq and is a predicted model, not a curated record. Gene Ontology annotation, molecular function: small ribosomal subunit rRNA binding. Lineage: Eukaryota; Fungi; Ascomycota; Saccharomycetes; Saccharomycetales; Saccharomycetaceae. Gene Ontology annotation, cellular component: nucleolus; small-subunit processome. The transcript has a single exon. Bases 1 to 756 code for a protein of 251 amino acids.